GUCUGAGUCAGCACUGCACUUACUCAUAGAGAUUCCACUUGCAAUGCAUACCACGACUUUUCUUUUAUCUUCCACAAAUGUGGACCCUCUUCAACCAAUCCGAUCAUAAUUCUGCAACCAACCCAUACGUCGUCGUCAUGUUGAACCAAAAUCCAUAGUAAAAGAUAUCAAACAGAGAGUCCACUCCACAUUGGUGAAUUGAUAUGCAAAGGGCAAUGUUAUGAUGAAGGCAUGGAAUGAACUUGGAGGAAGGGGCACAAAUUCUAUCAGUCAGCACUGCACUUUCCACAAAUAUGGAUCCCCUUCAACCAAUCCUCUCAUAAUUCUUCUGGAAAAACCGCGUCUUUGGACUUCCAUUUUUUCACUAUAUAUUAUAUAACACAUUCAGUUGAUGAGUCAGCACUGCACUUUCUCAUACUGAAUCAAUCAAGUAUGGCAAACUGUAUUUACAGCUUAUUGCUUAUAGCCUUCUAUAUGAUGGGUGAGGUAUCAUCUGUCAUUGGUGGCUCCAUGCCUUCUUCUUCCAUCAAUCAUGAACGACAGGCUUUGCUCCACAGCGGUUGGUGGAAUGAUGACAGUAAUAUCUCUGACCAUUGUGAUUGGGAGGGUAUCUCUUGCAAUGAAGCUGGAAGUAUUACUGCUAUUGAAAGAUGGAAGAUUCCUUCAUCAAAAGAAUUGCUUUGGAUUGAGAAGUUCAACGUCACUGCCUUCCCCAACUUAGUCUAUCUGCGUCUAUAUGGAAUGGGUCUUAGAGGAACCAUCCCUAAAGAAAUAGGCUCACUUACAAACCUUACCACCCUUGUCCUCACCAACAAUCAUCUCCAAGGUUCAAUACCACCACAACUUGGAAACUUGACACAAUUGAAGAUGUUAUCUCUCUCUCAGAAUUCUUUAUCAGGUUUAAUUCCAUGUACACUUGGUCAACUCAUCAAUUUGCAAUUUCUCUAUCUUGAAUCAAACAAACUUGAAGGUAGGAUUCCGACAGAAUUGGGGAAUUUGACAAAAUUACAGACAUUACAUCUAUCACGUAAUUUAUUCACAGGUUCAAUUCCUCAUACAUUGGGUCAAUUAGAGAACUUGAUGUAUUUCUUCUUUCAAUCUAACCAAAUUACUGGUCCUAUACCUAUAGAAUUUGGAAAUUUAAAAAGUUUACAAACAUUAUAUCUCUCAAAUAAUUCCCUCAACGGUUCAAUCCCUUCUACUUUAGGUCAAUUGGAGAAUUUGGUACAUCUCUACCUUAAUUAUAAUGAAAUAGAAGGUCAGAUACCUGAAGAAUUAGGAAAUUUGUCCAAGUUGGAAAUUUUGCAACUUUCUCAUAAUAGGAUUUCAGGUUUACUACCUCCAAAACUCUUGCAAAUGGACAAAGUGUUCUGUUUACAUCUCUCGUCAAAUCAGUUAUAUGGUUCAAUACCAUUAGAAACUAUGAAAUGUCCCCAUACUGUUGAUUUAAGCUUCAACUUCUUUAAUGGAAGCAUAACCUCUCGAAUUGGUUGUGUGAGUGACCUCAAUCUUAGUCACAAUUUCCUUGUUGGUGAGAUUUCACCUCUUUUGAAAAUGAGUUUUGUUCUUAGUCGAUUGGAUCUUAGCUAUAAUAAUCUUUCGGGUAAAGUACACAAGGAACUUGCUAGUCUAUCAUAUAUAAACCUUUCAUACAAUUCCUUUGACUUUUCACAAGACCUUGACUCAAAAUUGGAGGUACCAGAUUACUGUUUUUUUCAGGAAGACUCAUUAAUUGAUGAUCACCACAUGCCCAAUUUUACAUACUGCAACGUGCUCAAUGAGACAAAUCCUCAAAGUAGAAAAAAUAAGCCCAUCAUUGUGUUAAUUGUUCUUCCAGUCAUUUUCUUCAGUGUUGUAAUACUCCUUCUAAUAUUAUAUUUCUCAAGAUGUAUUCCUAAGAAAAAAUGUGAAGGAAUAUCAACAAAGAAUGGAGACUUGUUUUCUAUAUGGAACUAUGAUGGUAAAAUUGCAUUUGAGGAUAUCAUUGAAGCAACCGAAGACUUUGACCUUAAGUAUUGCAUUGGGACAGGCGCAUAUGGUUGUGUUUAUAGAGCACAACUACCCAGCGGCAAUAUUGUUGCAUUAAAAAAACUCCAUUGUGUGGAAUCCCAAAAUCCAUCUUUUGACAAAAGUUUCCGUAAUGAGGUGAAGAUGUUAACAAAAAUCCAUCAUAAAAAUAUUGUAAAGCUUCAUGGUUUUUGCCUCCACAAUCGGUGUAAGUUUUUGGUCUAUCAAUACAUGGAAAGAGGUAGUUUAUUUUAUACUUUGAGUAAUGAAGUGGAAGCUAAGGAGUUGAAUUGGAGUAAGAGGGUGAAUGUUAUUAAAGGAAUGGCAGAGGCUUUAUCCUACAUGCAUCAUGAUUGUAGCCCACCAAUUGUUCAUCGAGAUGUAACAAGUAGCAAUGUUCUGUUAAACUCAAAAUUAGGGGCUUAUAUCUCAGACUUUGGCACAGCUAGACUCCUUCAACCUGAUACAUCAAAUCAAACCUUGGUAGUUGGCACUCGUGGCUACAUUGCUCCAGAGCUUGCUUAUACAUUAAGCGUGACAAAAAAAUGCGAUGUUUAUAGUUUUGGAGUGGUGACUUUGGAAACAUUAAUGGGAAAACAUCCUGGAGAUCUAAUCUUGUCAUUAUCAAACCCAAGAACUGAAAAUAUGUUCGUGAAAGAUCUUUUGGAUUCACGUCUUCCUCUGCCUCUCUGGAGAGAAGCUCAAGAUAUCAUUCUCGUGAUAACACUAGCAUUAUCAUGUUUGUGCUCCAAACCAAACUUAAGACCAUCAAUGCAACAAGUGGCUGAGAAACUCUCAAGUUUCAAACUAGUAUUAUCUUUGUCUUUUCAUGAAAUUUUGAUUCGUGAAUUAAUGAGUCAAGACAUAUUUCAUCUUUCUUUGAAGUGUCAAGGAUGAACUCUGUUAAGCCAAAGUUGAGAAAAGUAAUAAUGCUUUGCAUGUUAAAAACAAGAAAAUUUCGUUGAUUGAAUAUAAUAGAUACAUGUUAUUGUUGUUUGUU
Messenger RNA from Vigna angularis (adzuki bean), 3007 nucleotides. Its product is annotated as probable leucine-rich repeat receptor-like protein kinase At1g35710. NCBI's taxonomy places the organism in Eukaryota, Viridiplantae, Streptophyta, Magnoliopsida, Fabales, Fabaceae. The record is from RefSeq and is a predicted model, not a curated record. The coding region runs from base 433 to 2904 and encodes 823 amino acids. Gene Ontology annotation, biological process: hormone-mediated signaling pathway; protein phosphorylation. The transcript has 3 exons. Gene Ontology annotation, molecular function: protein binding; ATP binding; protein kinase activity. Gene Ontology annotation, cellular component: plasma membrane.